AUGGAGAACCCUGAGUAUGAACUGAAUACUGAGGGAUUAGACUUCCCUUUACCUCUGUCUCAAAUUAAUCGAUUCGAAAAGAAAAACAACAUAUCAGUCAACGUGUUUGGAUUUGAGAAAAAUGAAAUUUUCCCCCUUCACAUAACAGAGGCAAGAAAUAUGUUCCACCAUGUCAAUUUGCUUCUUUUCUCAAAGGGUAUAACAAGACAUUAUUGUCUUAUCAGGAACAUGAGCAGGCUAAUGGGAGAUAGAACAAGCCACAAUGGAGAAGCGUUCUAUUGUAAUUUCUGUCUCCAUGGGUUUACAAGACAAGAUUUAUUAGAUGAGCAUGUUCCCUAUUGCUCUCCUCACGGUCCCCAGAGAUUGUCGUUCCCAAAAUCAGAACAUGAUCAAUGGGUGCAAUUCAAGCAUGUCAAUAAACAAUUGAAGGUGCCCUUUGUCAUUUAUCUCGACUUGGAAAGUUUAACUAUUCCUAUUCAAUCUUGUAGUCCAAGCCAAACUCAUUCCUCAACAACUCCCUAUCAAAAGCAUGAACCCUGCGGAUUUUGCUAUUACGUGAAAUGUUCUGAUGAUAGUAAAUCAAAACCUGCUUAUCUAUAUAGGGGUGCCAAUGCUAUGGAUCACCUCUUUGAAUGUUUGAUCAAAGAGGAAGAGGAAAUCUGCAAAAUACUCUCCCAAAGUAUACCCAUGUCCAUCUCAGUUGAAGAAGAAAAUGCGUUCAAAAACGCCACUAAUUGCCACAUUUGUGAACAACCCUUAGGGGUGGAUAGGGUCAGAGAUCAUGAUCACUUAACGGGAAAGUACAGAGGCGCUGCCCAUAAUCAGUGUAACUUACAGCUCCAAUUUAGAAAAGAAAAUAAGGAUUUCUACAUUCCUGUCAUAGCGCACAACAGCCGCAAUUACGACCUUCACCACAUGAUGAGUGCCAUUGGGAAAUUAAAAGAUAAGAAAAUAUCAUGCAUUCCAAACAAUAUGGAGAAAUACAUUAGUUUUUCACUCGAUAAUUUACGUUUUAUUGAUUCACUCCAAUUUCUGAAUGCCUCUCUGGACACUUUAGUUACAAAUUUAGCUAAAGAAGGGGGAUCUAGAUUUCAAAAUCUAUCCCGACAUUUUCUAUCUGAAGUUGAGAGAGACCUCUUACUACGGAAAGGGGUUUAUCCCUAUGAUUACAUGUCCUGUUGGGAUCGAUUUUACGACCAAAAGUUACCUCCGGUCACAGCAUUUUACAACAAACUGUCCGAAUCUGAUAUUUCUGAGAGUGACUAUGUUCACGCUGAAAAGGUAUGGGAAACCUUUAACAUGACAAACAUGGGGGAGUACCAUGAUUUAUACUUAAAAACGGAUGUCUUACUACUCUCUGAUGUAUUUAAGAAUUUUAGAGACUUAUGUCUGAAUGCAUAUCAUCUAGAUCCCGCUCAUUUCUUUACUUCACCUGGUCUUGCAUGGGAGGCCAUGUUGAAAAUGACAAAAGUUAAGUUACAGCUCUUUGACGAUAUCGAUAUGGUCUUGAUGAUAGAGCAGGGAAUUAGGGGAGGGGUGUCUAUGAUCUCGAAGAAAUAUGCCAAAGCCAACAACCCUAUGGUGUCUGAUUUUGAUCCUUCAAAACCGAAAACCUGGCUUACUUAUCUAGACAUGAAUAACCUUUACGGUACGAGUAUGUCAAUGCCCCUGCCCGAGAGAGACUUUGCCUGGUGCACUCCAUAA
This is a messenger RNA of Saccostrea cuccullata (small rock oyster), 1704 nucleotides long. RefSeq lists its product as uncharacterized. Bases 1 to 1704 code for a protein of 567 amino acids. The transcript has a single exon. Lineage: Eukaryota; Metazoa; Mollusca; Bivalvia; Ostreida; Ostreidae. The record is from RefSeq and is a predicted model, not a curated record. Gene Ontology annotation, molecular function: DNA-directed DNA polymerase activity; nucleotide binding; DNA binding. Gene Ontology annotation, biological process: DNA replication.